Messenger RNA from Menidia menidia (Atlantic silverside), 3596 nucleotides. Lineage: Eukaryota; Metazoa; Chordata; Actinopteri; Atheriniformes; Atherinopsidae. The record is from the annotation of a GenBank genome assembly.
AUGCUUCUCCAGGCUGGUGAGGAGGAGCACGUUUGUCCGGUCAUCAUGUGCACUCGGGCCAAUCCUGACCCCGUCCCCGAGUGCCAGUCGUUCCCCAGCGAGGCGGAGGAGCUCGAGGAGGAGGUGGCCGCGGAGUGCAAGGACAGGGAAUCGGACAGAGAUAGUGUUGUGGAAAGCACGCAGGGGUCCGACGUCUCGGAGGGGCUUGCCCGACUUGAAGACAAGGAAGACACAUUGGGAGACCUUUUUUUACCUGAGGAGAAGUGUGGUCAGACUAGUGUCUCUGUGACCUCUGACCUAUCAACGCGUUCCUCGGCUUCUCUGAACGAGGAGCAGUUUGAGGACUACGGGGAGGGGGAGGAACCAGACUACACUCCCAGCAGCCCCUGUCCCGACGACGAGACUCGCACCAACGGCCACUCCGACCUCGGCUCAUCUGUGCCGUCAAGCGCCGGUCAGACACCUCGGAAAACGCGUCACGAUUACACGGGUGAACUCAUGGAUGUCUACUGUUCCCAGUGCAGCAAAAAGGUCAACCUGCUGAAUGAUCUAGAGGCUCGGCUGAAGAAUCUCAAGGCUAACAGCCCAAACAGAAAAAUCUCCAGCACUGCUUUUGGAAGGCAGCUGCUCCACAACAGCAACCUGAGCAGCAGUAAUGGCAGCACAGAAGACCUUUUCCGAGAUAGCAUCGAUUCCUGUGAUAUCGACAUCAACGAGAAGGUGAGUUCUCUCGAGAAAAAGGUGGCAGAACUCGAGCAGGAGAUUCUGAUGAAUGGGGACCUCAAGUCAAAGCUGAAGCAGGAAAACACACAACUAGUACACAGGGUGCAUGAGUUGGAGGAGCAGCUGAAGGACCAAGAGAUGCGUUCAGAACUAAAUCUGCAGGAGCAACUGAGAAGACACAGAGAGGCCUACACUAAGAUGGAGAAAGACAAGAACACUCAGAUAGAGCUUCUGAGCAGCCGGGUGAAGCAGCUAGAGGAUGAGAAUGGGGAUAUGUCUAUGAACAUGUGCCGACUGAAGUCACAGACAGAGAAACUGGAUGAGGAGAAGCAAAGGAUGACGGACAAGCUGGAGGAUACCAGUUUGCGACUGAAGGAUGAGAUGGACCUCUACAGGAAAAUGAUGGAUAAGCUGAGACAGAACAGACAGCAGUUUCAGAAAGAGAAGGAGGCCAUGCAAGAGCUGAUAGAGGACCUGCGUCGAGAGCUGGAGCACUUGCAGCUCUACAAGCUGGAGGUGGAGAAACCUGGCCGGGGACGCAGCUCAUCCAUUGGGCUUGCAGACUUCAGCAGCAGAACCAGGGAGGUGGAGCUCGAGCAUGAGGUCAAGAGGCUCAAGCAGGAGAACCAGAAACUGAGGGAGCAGAACGAUGAGCUGAAUGGUCAGAUCCUCAGCCUCAGCCUGCAUGAAGCUAAGAGCCUGUUUGCCACACAGACCAAGGCCCAAUCUCUUGCAGCUGAGAUAGAUAAUGCCUCCAGAGACCAGUUAAUGGAAGCCCUGAAAGAGCAGGAGGAAAUCAACUUACGCCUACGACAGUACAUGGACAAAAUCAUCCUGUCUAUCCUGGACCAUAAUCCCUCCAUUCUGGAGAUAAAGAACUAGCAUGGGAUGAAGUGAAGAUUCACUCCAUUCGUUUGAUCAGAACCUGCAGCACAAGUCAGGACCCUUUACAUUUGGAAAGCAAUGACAAGCGGACACAAGUCUUUCCUAAAAAGACAUUGGGGAUUGCCCAUGGGCAAUUGCCCUGCUGCUGCUGGUGGACAGACAUUUUCUCACUGGAAAAAAAAAUGGGGCUUUGAACUCUAGAGAAACAGCUUUUUAAUCUUCAUUGACAAGAAUUUUACAACUGUGACAGUUUAUUUCAGUCUCAAAUGACAAACCGGGUAAUUAUACCCCAUACACUGGAAAUAAUUGUACUUGGGCAUAAAUACUGGAUCAUUGAGCUAACAUUGUGAUACUCAUGGAUGUUGCAAAAAUAAAGUGAUACCAAGACCUACGAGAGGCAGUAAUGAAGGCAGAAAUACUGCCUGAUCUGUAAACUAAUAUCUGUCUUGUAGGUGACCUCUGACUGGACGUGAUUUCAUUAGGAUAAGCAUGUGUUAUAAAAAGGGUGAGAAAGGAGUAUAAAGUGGUCAGAGAAAGAAAAUAAAAGGAGUUAAAGAAGUACUGUUAUUGAUGUUAACACGAUGGACUGUGUACGCUGGCAAAUGAGGAUUUUUGUCAAGUCUUUGAAGGUAUUUUUAAACUGCUUUUUUCAUCUUAAAAACAAGUCUUCCAGUAAAAUUGCACAUGCUGUGUCAAUCAGUCUAAUAGUGAAUUUGUAUUUACCAAGAAGUGGCCCUUAGUUGGUUCAAAUGAGUUGUGGUUUGUCACUGAUGCAGUGAAGCUGAGUGUCUUCAAACUAACUUCCACGACUGCUACUUGUUAGCAUGAGCUUGAAAUGAUUCCCAGAUGCUAAUAAUAGACCCAAAAUUAUGUUGCACAGAAAAGUUCGAUGAAUGUACAGGUUGUGUGUUGGAUUUGUGUGGGAGUGAUAGACUAGGACAUUCUAUGUUCACAGGAAACUCGCCUCUCGGUGCAAAUGACUGGAUUAGCAAUCAAAUCACCACCUUUGGGUGGUGGAUUGUAAGCAAUGCCCUGCUGUCUGAAACUUAAAUACUGUAAAUACCAUGAAUGUAAAGGUCCAUGUUUCCCUUUCUGUGUGGCCAAAUGAGCAUUUGCAAUUGAAAUCUGUACUGGUUAAGAAGUGUGGUAACACACCUGUAUAGUGUUCAGUACUGUAACAAGGAGGGCAUUGUUUUUUAAUAGGGAAACAAAUACAUUCUGCUGUAUUAAUGUAAUUAUUCAGAACUUGAGUUUUGCUUCCUUGCACAAGAACAUUUUGUUUGCAUUUGCAUGGUACACUUUUUUUUUCUGUCUGUGCCUUUUUGAGGACGUUCCCGGAAUGACAUAGCUGUAGAUUCAGAGGUUCUUUGAAAGCAACAUUCUGUCUCACAUAUUUUCCUGACUUGUAAAUGUUGUACUUAUAUAGUGAUAAUUUGUAUUCCUGUGCCACUUACCAUGGUUUUUUUCAAAAUUGGUACGAAGAAAACAAUUUUAUACAGUUUUAUGAAAAAGAAACUUGCCAUUGCUUAGUUGUCCUCUCAUUUGUAUAGCACUACGCAUUCUACUCAAACCGGGAUUUAAUUGGUCAAUGAUGUGAAAUUUCUUUGACAUCAAUGAUUUUGAUUUUUGGUUGUAGGUUUCUCUUUUUGCUUUCUUUUUUUUGUUAGUGGUUGUUAGUCCACUGAUUUUCCAAUUUUGCUUUAAACUGGAUUUUGAUAAGGUUGUAAACCGUCUUCCUACCUAAACAGUUGGCAUUAAGAGCAAUAUUAAUUUAUUACCAACACCUGCUGGAUUGUGUCAUGGUUUUUCUGGUGAAUAGUUUUACUCAAUAACUCCUUGUGCCAUUCUAGAUUUAAAUAAAACAAACCAAACUGUACAAGUUGUGAAAACUGUCACAAACUCAUGCCUUGUUGCUCUUAAAACGAAUGUCCAGGCCUUCCCAAUCGGCACGUAGUUUACAUAUAAGGCAAUAAAAGUGGAUUUGACAA